This is a messenger RNA of Lotus japonicus, 1155 nucleotides long. RefSeq names its product 18.5 kDa class I heat shock protein-like. Gene Ontology annotation, biological process: protein folding; response to salt stress; response to hydrogen peroxide. The record is from RefSeq and is a predicted model, not a curated record. The transcript has a single exon. Lineage: Eukaryota; Viridiplantae; Streptophyta; Magnoliopsida; Fabales; Fabaceae. The coding region runs from base 55 to 600 and encodes 181 amino acids.
AUUGUGUUUCCAUUUCUGAAAUUCCAAAUUGCAUUUCAACUCAGAAAACUGAGAAUGUCGCUCAUUCCAAGUUUCAUUGGUGGUAACAGGAGCAACGGUUUCGAUCCAUUCUCAAUGGAUGUAUGGGACCCCUUCAAGGAUUUUCCAUUCGGUAAUUCUGUUUCUGCUUCUUUCCCUCAACUUUCUCGGGAAAAUUCUGCAUUUGUGAGCACCCGUGUGGACUGGAAAGAGACCCCAGAAGCACAUGUGUUCAGGGCUGAUCUUCCAGGGUUGAAGAAGGAGGAAGUGAAGGUAGAGAUUGAAGAUGACAGAGUUCUUCAGAUUAGUGGAGAGAGGAAUGUUGAGAAGGAAGACAAGAAUGAUACAUGGCAUCGUGUGGAGCGUAGCAGUGGGAAGUUCAUGAGGAGGUUCAGAUUGCCUGAGAAUGCCAAAAUGGAUCAAGUCAAGGCUUCCAUGGAGAAUGGGGUUCUCACUGUCACUGUUCCCAAGGAAGAGGUCAAGAAGCCUGAUGUCAAGUUGUUAAUUGCAUAUAAUUUCGACCUAUUGUUGGACAUUUCGAUUGGAAUUUAUACUGGGUUCAACCUUCGAAGUCGAAAGUGAAGGGAAUCAAGGAAAUUUAUCAAGUAUUCAACGACUUCGACUGUAAAGUACUGUUUUUCGAGAUACGGAGAGUUCCAUAUGAGAAGCCGGUUUGUCUUUGAAAGAUGAUUCACGAGGGACACGUAUAGAAUAGAAAGACACGUGUAGGACGAAGCUAUGUUCAGAAGACACUUGUAAUAGUUGUAUUAAUUGACCGUUAGAAGUCAGUUACAUUUUAAGUCUAUAAAUAGCAGGUUUGUAGAAAGAAUAGGGGUUCAUAAUCUUUACUCGAAAACUCUCAAGUGCUUACAAUCGAUCACAAUGAUUACAAGCCAAGUUAGAGUGAAAAAGUAGGGAUUCGUGUAACACUUUGCAUCUUAUAGUUCAUUAUUAUUAUUCAGAUUCAGAAAGUUCAUUUAUGUUUUUAUCAUUUAAGUCGAAUUUAUUCGUUUUGUUUCUAAUUUGUUAUUAAAUUUCUUUAGUUUUGAGUGACUAAAUUUAAUUCAUUUUCACCAAAGAACCCAAGAGGACUCGAAUCCAGUCCCAGAUUGAUCUUUGGAUUCUUUAUUUGUGUUU